Messenger RNA from Paramuricea clavata, 2804 nucleotides. The record is from the annotation of a GenBank genome assembly. Lineage: Eukaryota; Metazoa; Cnidaria; Anthozoa; Malacalcyonacea; Plexauridae.
AUAACUCGACGCGCUCAACGAGCCCAAGCAACAAAGACGUGGAAUAAAGCAGAAACGUUAAUGAAUGACGAGAUCAACGAAACCAACAUUCAACGACUACAAGUUGUGCUACAGACAUUCGACACGAAAAUCGAACAAUUGAAAAAGCUCGACGAGAAUAUAUCGUGUAAAAUCGAGACCGAGAAAGAACUGGAAAGCGAGAUCGUGGAAGCAGACGACUAUCUAAGUGAGCUAAUGGAUAAAAGGUACCGAAUACAAUUUUUUAUAAGUGCUAAUCAAGCCACUACGGCAAGUCCUAACAACACGCUGUCUGCGGCGCAAAACUAUAAUCAAGGAGAACAAUUGGCCUCUCAAGGUCACACUUACUCGCCGCAAUUGAACAAUUCGAGUGCGCAUAGAUUACCUAAGUUAGCCCUGCCGAUAUUCAAUGGGAAUCCACUAAAAUGGCAAACGUUUUGGGACUCGUACAAAGCCGCAGUUCAUGAUAAUAAAUCUCUAUGUGACAUACAAAGAUUCAAUUAUUUAAAAGCGCAUCUGGCGGAAGAAGCGGCUAGAUCAAUCGAGGGUUUACCACUAACAGACACAAACUACGCACAGUCAGUCAAGAUACUAGAAGAAAGAUUUGGUCAACCACAUAAAAUCACAAACGCACACAUGCAAGCAUUGUUAGACCUCCCUAAUCCAUCUGAGUCGGUAACUAGUUUACGUGGGUUUUACGACCGCAUGGAAAAUCACGUCCGAAGCCUUGAAGCUUUGGGAAAAACACAAGACUCCUACGGUGAUCUCCUAGUGCCCGUUAUCUUCAGCAAGCUUCCGACCACUGUAAAACACAAUCUUAUUCGAGAACAUGGAACCACGGACUUGAGUUUAGAACAAUUGCGCAAAGAUAUUUCGAAGGAAAUCCUUAUACUCGAGGCAGGUGAAGAGACAAAUAAACUUAACAAUUUAAGUCAGUCACCUGAUACCCUCCCUUCCAUCUCCAGUUUAUUAACGAACACUAGCAGAUACAAAAACCUUGGGGGAAAUUUCAGUAACUCAAAGUUUAAAACACCACCUAACCCCUCCAAACCGAAGGCGUGUACUUUCUGUAAUGGAUCUCACAAACCGAACGACUGUACGGUAGUAAGUGAUCCUGCUGCACGAAAACAAAUUGCGUUUCAGGCGAACUUGUGUUUCAACUGCCUUAAUAACCAUCGCGUGUCACAGUACAAAUCCAAAAACCGCUGCAGACAAUGUCACCAGAAACACCAUACAAGCCUUUGUGUAGGGAAUAAAGAGCGCCCAGAACAACAAAAACCUGAUCCAAACGCGCGUCAAAACAUCAAAGACAAGGACAGAAACGUGCAAUGUAUGUGUACCAACGGCGGCGACGUAGCUCAAACAACCAACACAAGCGAACAAACAUCUGGUAACAACAACACGUCAGCAUCCGUUACGAACCUUCAUACCAACCUAUCCGACAACAAGUACUCCCACCGAUGUACCUUACUGAAAACAGCAAUAGCCACCGUACAAUCCCGAAACAGAGCCGCAACCGCACGCAUCCUGUUCGAUGAAGGUGCCCAACGUUCUUUCAUAACUGAAGAAUUAGCAAACAGUCUCAACCUCGUGCCAGAAAGGACAGAACCUUUACACCUAUCAGUCUUCGGUGGUGCCCAGACAUCAGUGAAAAGAGUCGAUAUCGCAACCGUACAUCUACAAACAGACACUGGUGGAAUUAUCCCAAUCCAAGUAGUAAUCAUCCCAGUGAUUGCUAUACCACAAAAGAACCAUAUCACCACUGACAUAUACAACCUACCUUACCUCAAGAACCUCAAGCUAGCUCAUCCCGUCACCAGCGAUGACCAAUUCGAGAUCUCUCUCCUCAUUGGUGCAGACCACUAUUGGGACGUGGUAGAAGACAAGAUUGUUCGGGGAUCUGGACCUACUGCCGCCAAAUCAAAGAUUGGCUACCUACUGUCUGGACCAACUGCCAUUCCCUCCCCACCAUCAGAACUCACCGCUACAGUCCUCAAGGCCAUCGUUGCGACAGAACGGGAAGAAAUGUUAGAACGGUUCUGGAACUUGGAAUCCAUAGGCAUUUUACCUGAUGAAACCGAGAAAAAAGAAAGAGAGUUCGUUGAAGACUACCAAAAUUCCUCAAUUCACCUUGAAAAUGGACACUAUAAUGCUAAGUUGCCUUGGAAACCUAAUCACCCACCACUUCCUACAAAUGAAGCAAUAGCAAAAGGACGAACCCGCUCCACAGUACGACGGCUUGCCACAGACCCCGAAAAGCUGAAAGCAUACAACCAAAUCAUCACCGAACAACAACAACGUGGAUUUUAUCCCGAGAAAAGAUCCGAAGCAGAUGUCACUACCUUCCACACCAUGCUAUCUUGAAAGACUCCUCCACCACUCCACUUCGUGUCGUCUUUGACUGCAGCUGCAAGACAAACGAUAGUCAACCAAGCUUGAAUGAUUGUCUAGCUACCGGUCCUCCACUCUUAAACGACCUCACUGGCAACGAUGGAUUGGUUCGAGCAGCCAACAUCAGAACCAGUACCGGCCGUACUAACCGUCCAAUUGCCAAACUGUAUCCAUUAGAGGUUAGAGCUACAACAUCCUUUGGUAUUUGUCCCACAACUGACGAACCAAGUGACGAGAAAGAUCAACCAUCCGAGAACCCGCCACAGAGAGAGAAACGAUCAGCAGCAGUAGCAGCAAAGAAGAAAAUUAAAGGCUGGACAUCCUCAUUGUUGUGCCCCGCCGGAGGAUGUCGUGAAAUAGCGACAGACGCUAAAACACUAAUGACUUUAAUAUAA